Messenger RNA from Contarinia nasturtii (swede midge), 1226 nucleotides. RefSeq names its product methylenetetrahydrofolate reductase. Gene Ontology annotation, cellular component: cytosol. Gene Ontology annotation, biological process: tetrahydrofolate interconversion. Bases 246 to 1190 code for a protein of 314 amino acids. The transcript is spliced from 2 exons. Gene Ontology annotation, molecular function: FAD binding; methylenetetrahydrofolate reductase [NAD(P)H] activity. The record is from RefSeq and is a predicted model, not a curated record. Lineage: Eukaryota; Metazoa; Arthropoda; Insecta; Diptera; Cecidomyiidae.
AUGAUUUUAUAUCAAAAUUUACAAGUGGAUAGAGGCUGUAUCUCUGAUACGUUGAUACAUUUUCCAAUCUAUGGCAGUUUUCAAUCAUAUUAACAAACUGUUUUGAUAAUCAAUUGUUAAAAAAUGUUGAUAAGACAUACCAUAGGUUUUAAUGUCAUUGAAAAUAAAUGAAUUAAGUAGCUAAUUCGUCAGCUGAUCAUCGUAUUUUUCUCUGAAUCAAACGAAAAUAUUUUCAUCGACUAAAAAUGCACGAGUUCGCUAUUGAUGUGGAUAAACCGAGUUCGUCAUUCAACAUAAUAUCGCCAGGUGUUGAAAAUAAUUCUGACAAAAGUUUAAACGACUUGAUACAACAUAAAAUCAAAGAACGAAAGCGUUUUUUUGGCAUUGAAAUUUCGCCGGCAUCAAACGGAGAUGAUUUAGACUAUAAUAAAUUUACGAGCUCACCAUUAUUUACCGCAGUAACUUGGCUAUUUGACCACAAUUUAAAAUAUGAUUCAUUGUCAUCGGCACCAGCUGUUCACCUUGGAAAAUCGGUGCAAAAAUGUUCGCCCGUACUUAUGCACUUGACUUGCUACAAACUCCAACCGGCAAUUUUGCGCGAGUUAAUUGACAUUGGAUUCAAAAAUAUCAUGGCAUUAAAGGGCGAUCCGUACGAACAAUGCGAAAAUCAACCUUGGACCUAUGCCAUCGAUUUAGUGAAAGCGAUUCGAGAAUUAAGUGCGGAUGCAACAGUUGCAGUUAGCGGGUAUCCCGAAGUUCAUAGACUGGCAACGAGUCGUGCCGACGAUUUAAAAUGGCUCAAAUUGAAAGUUGAUGCUGGUGCCAAUUUCAUAAUAACAAACACUUGUUUCUCAUACGAGAACUUGAUGGAAUUUGUACAAUCGUGCCGUGCCAUUGGCAUCACCGUACCAAUCAUACCGGGCGUUUAUGUACCCUCUUCAUAUGUCGAACUCCAUAAAAUGUGUAGCAUUUGCAAAGUUGAGGUACCGCACAGUCAAAUGGUUAUGUACGAACGGUACAAGAACGAUAGUCAACGUUUCGUAACCUAUGCCAUUGAGAAUACAGUAAACCUAUUGACACAAAUAUUCAACAACGACGAGCAUCCGAUUUACGGUGUACAAUUUUUUACACUAAAUAAAUACAAGCAUAUAUAUGAAGUUGUAGAAAAGUGUGAUUUUGCAAAUAAAUGAAAUGAUUAAUAUUAAAUAAAGACAUUUCACGUUUUA